CUUUCCUACGCCUCGGCCUCGGCCAAGGGAAAAACCAACAAACAGAGGGGCAGGGGCCGCCGAUAAAUCCCGGCGAGCGCAGGAGCGCGGCUGCACGGGAGGCCCGGCAGCACCGGAGCGCCAGCAUCUCCUCCCUGCAGCCUGCACAGCCGGAGCCAGCCCCGGCGCAACGCUCCUCGUCCCCGCCAUGCUCCUCGUCCUGCUGCCAGCCUGGCUGGCCCUGGGCAUCCUCCAGCUGCCCCUCGGCAGCCCCCAGGAGUGCCUGAGCCAGCAGCAGGCGCUGGAGGCGGUGCGGCAGAUGCAGAAGCUGCUGGCGGCGCAGGAGGCUGCCCAGCUGCGGGGCACGCGGGGGCUCCGGCAGCAGCUCAACCUCCUCCAGAGCCACCUCCAGAAACAGGCCACCAAACAGACCUGUCCGCAGCCGGCAGUGCCGCCGAACGGACGGAUGCUGGGCCGCAGCCUGCGGGUGGGCCACGACGUUCACUUCGUCUGCGACGCCGGCUUUCGGCUGGUGGGCUCGGAGACGCGCGCCUGCCGGCGGGACCGCACCUGGAGCGGCACCCAGCCCUUCUGCAGAAGUGUGGAUGACUGCUCCAGCCACCCUUGUGCCAACGGUGGGACCUGCGUGGAUGGCAACCAGGGCUACACCUGCCUCUGCCACCGGGGCUGGUCAGGCCCCACCUGCCAGAGCCCCAUCUAUGCCUACUGGGUGACACUGAGCAACGCCUCCUUCAGCCGCCAGCCCCGCUGUGCCCAGGGCCACCUGGGGGGUGCCCGGCGCUGCAGCUGUGACACCGGCUUCCAGAUGCGGGCGGGCGGCAUGUGCCACGACGUGGACGAGUGCCAGCUCUUCCAGUCCAGCCCCCAGACCCGCAUCUGCCUCCACGACUGCCUCAACCUCCCCGGCUCCUACCGCUGCCUCUGCCCCCCCGGCUACCUGCUCCACGCUGACCGCAACACCUGUGAGGACGUGGAUGAGUGUGCUGGGAAGCAGCACAACUGCAGCCAGGGCGACCUCUGCAUCAACACCUUCGGGGGCCACCGCUGCGUGCGCCCCAAGUGCCCCCCGCCGCGUCACAACACCAGCUACGUCAAGACCUCCGCCUUCCAGUGCGAGAGGAACCCCUGCCCCAUGGACAGCCGAGCCUGCCGCCUGGCUGCCACCUCCAUCUCCUUCCACUACCUGCCGCUCCAAGCCAACCGCACUGUGCCCCACGUCCUCUUCAAGAUGUCCACCACCCGCUUCGUGGGCGACAGCCUGCGCUUCGCCAUCACGGGGGGCCGGGGCCAGGGGGUCUUCACCGUGCGGCGCUCUGACCGGCAGACGGGAGAGCUGGUGCUCACCAACCCCGUGGUGGGGCCAGCCACGCUGGAGGUGGAGCUGGAGAUGAGUGAGUUCUCCCGCAAGGUCCUCCUGGGCAAGCACAUCUUCAAGGUCACAGCCUUUGUGUCCCCAUAUGAGUUUUGAUCCCCUUUGAAGGCAGGUGUGGGUCUCUCCUGAAGAGCGGUAGAGCGGGUGCAGCUCAGUAGCCCCAGUCCUUGUCCUGGUGGGGACAUCCCUCUCCCUCAAUGCUUGCUCAUGGCUGGUGGGGUGAAGCCACCGCAGCAGAAAGGGUGCCUGCCGCAGAGGCCACAAGGGUGCACCUUGCAUUGCUCUGCAGGCAGGGGAACCAGCCCAGGGGUGCCUGUCUCUGCCAGCCCCCUACCUCUCUGCCUGCAGAGCACACGG
Molecule: messenger RNA, 1729 nt
Organism: Calidris pugnax (ruff)
Lineage: Eukaryota; Metazoa; Chordata; Aves; Charadriiformes; Scolopacidae
Product: fibulin-7-like
Exons: 8
Coding region: 188-1468 (426 amino acids)
Molecular function (GO): calcium ion binding
Source: RefSeq, a predicted model, not a curated record